AGGUCCUCCUGUUCCACACCUGAAGAAAGAAGACUUGUGCAUCUUUUUAGCACUACAUAUGGAAAAUUCACCAAGUGAAUCACAGAAACUAUUGCAAAACUGGAAUCGUUGUCUGUGAAGCAAGCAAGCCAAAAAGGAUUAUUGCCCUGGGCUGCUCAACAGAGGAACUUCAUGCUGUGCCAAAAGUGCUGUUAAGGUUUCCUAAUGCACUGAAAGGCUGUGAAGUUUACAUGUCUCGGAUGCCUUGCAAUUAUUGCACAAAAUUGCUGGUUCAAGCACAAGUCUCACAAGUGUAUUACUGGCCAAAUUUUGAAAUUAAAAUGGCAGAAAAUAACCUAGGAGGUGAUCUGAUAAAACAUGCUAAUGCCAUCUUUACGGAAAGUUAUGUUGUUGCAGCAGUAUAUGUACCAACAAUAGACAAUCAAAGAAAGAAACAAAUACUUCAUUCAAAUACAAGAGUGUCUUCUGAUGGUGAUCUAAUCCAAAUUGCAUCUGUAUUUGAUGAAAAAAUUGGUGUGGAUGUUUUAAAGCUCUUUAACUUGGAACACCUGAAAGAAAAUGAACGGAAAAAAUAUGAAGAAAAUCUUACUACAGCAAAGGAUUGUUUUAAAACUCUGGCAAGUUGCAAACAUGAAGAAAUAAUAAUCUUAGAAGAGGAGGAAUCCACUGUAAAGAAUAAUCCUAAAUACACCCAUGCGUUACAGAUCUGUAAUUUAUUAGCAUCCAGAAGUGACAACAAUAAUGGAGUGGGGACGGUGAUUUACAAGGAAGGCAGCAUUGUUGCCCUGGGCUACAGUGGAUAUCCAAAAGGGGCAAUGAAUAGUUUAUUUUGCAAGAAAGCAGAUGUUGAUUUUGACCAGCAUGCAAUUGUAUGUGCAGAAGCUAAUGCAAUUAUUAUGAGUUCUGAGAAAGACCUGUGUAAUGCUGAACUCAUCACUACACGUGAACCCUGCCAUGACUGUCUGAAACUGAUCCGAGCAAAGAAUAUAGCAAAAGUCAUUUGGCCUCUGCAAGACAGAAAUGUAGGUGGUAUUAAAGAUGGUUAA
Aquila chrysaetos chrysaetos is the source of this 1046-nucleotide messenger RNA. RefSeq lists its product as uncharacterized. The transcript has 6 exons. The record is from RefSeq and is a predicted model, not a curated record. Gene Ontology annotation, biological process: dTMP biosynthetic process; dUMP biosynthetic process. Gene Ontology annotation, molecular function: dCMP deaminase activity; zinc ion binding. NCBI's taxonomy places the organism in Eukaryota, Metazoa, Chordata, Aves, Accipitriformes, Accipitridae. Gene Ontology annotation, cellular component: cytoplasm. The coding region runs from base 231 to 1046 and encodes 271 amino acids.